GAGGCGACCGAAGCAGUGAGAGAGACGGUUAAGUUAGCAGUUGGCUGUGACAGUAAUAGUACAGUGUAUGUACAGGUUGAGUUGUUCUGACAGAGAAUAAAUGCUGCAACUCCUCAAGAUUAAAGCUGAAUUCCCGUUUCUUGCUUGCUACCUGUUGAUAAAGUGGAGGGAGUUAACCCCGAAGUUAGCGGUGACUUCGGUCCUGGAGUAGUAAACAAAGUCUCCCCUGUGUGACCACGGUCUGGACGCUGAAGCAGGAAAGGUCAGCCUGGAUGAUCAUGGGAGUUGCACAGUCUGUUUGUCUCUGGAGAAAGAAAACUACUCGUUGUCGGUAAAGUUGUAGAGACUGAAGUUCAGAAUGAAGAUGUUGGUUUUUCUGGCCCUCUUGGGUCUACACAGCGCGGCGGCAGUGACUCACUCUCUGAAGUAUUUCUACACUGCAUCUGUUGGAGUACCAAACUUCCCAGAGUUUGUGAUUGUUGGCUUACUUGAUGAUGUUCAAAUGGAUAUCUGUGACAGCAACACUAAGAGAGCAGAACCCAAAGCAGACUGGAUGAACAAAGUCACAGCAGAUGAUCCACAAUACUGGGAGCGUCAAACUCAGACCUGUUUGGAUACCCAUCGGUCCUUCAAAGGAAAGAUCGGCAUUGUAAAGCAGCGCUUCGGCCAAACUGGAGGUGCCCACAUUGUCCAGAACAUGUACGGCUGUGAAUGGGACGAUGAGACUGAUAAGGUGGUUGAUGGUUUCUUUCAGUUUGGUUAUGAUGGAGAAGACUUCAUUAAUUUUGACCUGAAGACAGAGACAUGGAUCGCUCCAAAACAGGAGGCUGAAAUAACCAAAAAUAAGUGGAAUAACAACAAAGCUUUGAUCGCACAGACAAAGAACUACCUCACCCAGACUUGUCCUGACUGGCUGAAGAAGUACGUGAACUACGGGAAGAGCUCUCUGAUGAGAACAGACCUUCCCUCAGUGUUUCUCCUCCAGAAGACUCCCUCCUCUCCAGUCAGCUGCCACGCUACAGGUUUCUACCCUCACAGAGCUGAAAUGUUCUGGAGGAAAGAUGGAGAGGAACUUUAUGAGGAACAUGGAGAGAUCCUCCCCAACCAUGAUGGAUCCUUCCAGAUGAGUGUUGACUUGGACCUUUCAUCAGUCAAACCUGAAGACUGGAGGAGGUUCGAAUGUGUGUUUCAGCUCUCUGGUCUAAAGGACAACAUCAUCACCAAACUGGACAAAAGAGAAAUUCAGACGAAUUUUGGCAAGACUGGAAUCAGAAGUGAUGGAUGUUCUUCAGAGUUUCCUGUUGGUGUUGUCAUUGGAGUUGUUGUCGUGCUGCUGCUCCUGGUAGCCGCCAUCGUUGGAUACGUCCUCUGGAAAAAGAACAAUAAUGGGUUUAAACCUGCUAACAUUUCAGACACUUUUUCAUCAUCAUCAUCAUCAUCAUCAUCAUCAUCAUCAUCAGCGGUUAAAGUUCCAGUUACUAACUGAUGACAGUGAAAACACAAUUUAGACAUGAACUUGUGAUGAACCAGAUGUUUUAGACUGAAGAAGUCAGUCUUAUGAAGCAUUUCUCAGUGUGAGAUCCAGUAUAACUACAGAAAAAUGUUGACAUGUUUUACAACAAAAGGCAAAAAUAAUUGAAUACUGAGAUUUAAGUACCUGAACCUGUUGUUUACUGUGUUUACCUGCAUUCCUGCUUCAUUCUUGUGCUUCGACUGCUGUUAAAUGCAGGUUGCUUUUGGUUAAACGUGUGACAGUCAGACAUAGAUACCAUAUUGAUUAAAGCUGAAAAUGAUUUCAUAAUCUUCUGUUGUAAACUGUUUAUUUGAUUAGAAUAUUUUCUUUCAAAUAUAUAUCUCUUUAAUUUCUCGCAAAGUUUUUUUUAUGGCUCCUAUUUGUUAUUUUCUUUAGGAUCCAUUCUGUCAUUACAGUCUGUGUCUGUGGUUUGGUGAUUAUUGAGGACAUUAGUGUGAAUGAGAGUGUAAUAUCUCAUUUAGACUACAACUUGUACAGAUUCGGGUUUUAUAAAUGAAUAAAGUGCUUCUGAAAACCCA
Molecule: messenger RNA, 2052 nt
Organism: Thunnus maccoyii (southern bluefin tuna)
Lineage: Eukaryota; Metazoa; Chordata; Actinopteri; Scombriformes; Scombridae
Product: H-2 class I histocompatibility antigen, Q9 alpha chain-like
Exons: 9
Coding region: 359-1486 (375 amino acids)
Biological process (GO): immune response
Cellular component (GO): external side of plasma membrane
Source: RefSeq, a predicted model, not a curated record